AUGAAAAGAGUUGUAUUGAUCGAUAAUUAUGACUCCUUCACUUGGAAUAUCUACGAGUAUCUGUGCCAGGAAGGUGCAGAUGUCCAAGUUUUCCGUAAUGAUAAAGUUACUGUCGAUGAGGUUGUGGCGUUAAAACCAGAUGUUCUAGUUAUUUCUCCUGGACCCGGUCAUCCAUCUACUGAUUCUGGUAUCUCUCGAGAUGCUAUUAGACAAUUUGCUGGUAAACUACCUAUCUUUGGUGUCUGUAUGGGCCAGCAAUGUAUGUUUGAAGUUUUUGGCGGUGAGGUCGCCUAUGCUGGUGAAAUUGUCCAUGGUAAGACAUCCCCAAUAUUCCACGAUAAUAAAGGCUUCUUCAAAAAUGUUCCUCAAGGUGUGGCAGUAACCAGAUACCAUUCAUUGGCUGGUACUCCUGAAUCGUUGCCAGAUGUCUUAGAAGUCACAGCAAGAACUGAACAGGGUAUUAUCAUGGGUGUAAGACAUAAGAAGUAUACUAUAGAAGGUGUACAGUUCCAUCCAGAGUCUAUCCUAACCGAAGAAGGUCAUUUGAUGAUUCAAAAUAUUCUAAAAGUUACAGGUGGUACUUGGGAUGAAUACGAAGCCAACGAAAAAAACACCUCAACUGGCAAUAACCAAGAGAGUAUCUUGGAUAAGAUAUAUGCCAAACGUAAAUCUGACAUAGCUUCUCAAAGCAAAGUUCCAGGGUUCACUAUGAGAGACAUGGAGUUCAACUACAAAUUGGGUCUAGCACCAAGCCAAAUUGAUUUUUAUUCCAAGAUAAAGUCCGCUAAACAAAGAGCUGUGGUGCUAUCCGAAAUAAAGCGUGCAUCUCCUUCAAAGGGUGAUAUAUGCAUAGAUGCCCUUGCAACUGAACAAGGAUUAAGAUACGCUAGAGCAGGUGCUUCUGCGAUCUCAGUCCUUACAGAACCACACUGGUUUAAAGGCUCUCUACAAGAUCUAAUUAACAUUCGUAGAGCUCUUGACAUUGAAUUUAAAACCCACCCUGAAGACAGACCAUGCCUACUGAGAAAAGAGUUCAUAUUUUCAGAGUACCAAAUACUAGAGGCUAGAUUAGCCGGCGCCGAUACUGUUCUUUUAAUCGUGAAAAUGCUAGGUGAGGAAGAAUUGAAAAGACUAUACAAUUACUCAAAAACAUUGGGUAUGGAACCGUUAGUGGAAGUUAAUUGCGAGAAGGAAUUAGAAAAAGCAUUGAGCUUGGAUGCAAAAGUUAUUGGUGUAAACAAUAGAGACUUACACUCUUUUAAUGUCGAUUUAAAUACCACAAGCUCACUGAUUAAUAGUGUACCCGCUGAAACAAUGCUAAUUGCGUUGUCUGGUAUCACCAGUCCUUCUGAUGCUGAUAAGUAUAAGGAGGAAGGCGUUCGUGGAUUCUUGGUGGGCGAAGCGUUGAUGAGAACUUCUGAACCAGAAUCAUUCAUCAAAGCUCUUUGCCAAUGA
Messenger RNA from Nakaseomyces glabratus, 1455 nucleotides. RefSeq names its product bifunctional anthranilate synthase/indole-3-glycerol-phosphate synthase (gene TRP3). Gene Ontology annotation, biological process: L-tryptophan biosynthetic process. Gene Ontology annotation, cellular component: cytosol. The record is from RefSeq and is a predicted model, not a curated record. Lineage: Eukaryota; Fungi; Ascomycota; Saccharomycetes; Saccharomycetales; Saccharomycetaceae. Gene Ontology annotation, molecular function: anthranilate synthase activity; indole-3-glycerol-phosphate synthase activity.